Messenger RNA from Mizuhopecten yessoensis (Yesso scallop), 1503 nucleotides. RefSeq lists its product as uncharacterized. The record is from RefSeq and is a predicted model, not a curated record. The transcript has 5 exons. Bases 72 to 680 code for a protein of 202 amino acids. Lineage: Eukaryota; Metazoa; Mollusca; Bivalvia; Pectinida; Pectinidae.
UCGGCGAACGCGGAGAUGAUUAGUCUCUCCCCUGAUUUUUACUUCUUUUGUUUAAAUCUUCGAUUACCACAAUGAAUUUCAGGUUACUCUUGAUAUUUAUGGUAAUGAUGUGCGCCGCGCACCAAGGGCCUGCUGUAUAUCGGGACCUUACGUGUGUGGAGCCCAAGCCAGGAUAUGCCAAAAGAUUGUUUUAUUAUUUCACCGCAAGUGAAAUUGAGAAAGUCUGUCCAACGGUUACCGAGCUGACAUGGCGAAUUGGAAAUGAGGUAUUCUAUAAUUUGCUGUGUGUGCUUCUUACCCUGCUGUUGGGCUAUGCGCCGUCGGUCGGAAAAAUCGUCAAACAGAAAUGGUCAGCCGCCGUGUCAAUGUUACAAGAAUGGAGAGCUCGUCCUUCCCUCUGCCGUCACUGCGGUACUGCCCCGUGUCAGGUUAAAAGGAUAUCCUUGCUGAAGCCCUCCGGUACUCGUAAGAAAGACAAGGCGAAUUUCGCAAAAAGGUCAAACGCCAUUAUGUUGUUUUACUAUGGACUAGAGUUGGCCGUGGUACUGACCAAAGAGCUGCCAUGGAAUGACCUGUACUUGGAGAGGAAACUCGUCCAGCAUUUUGAGGAGGAGCAUAUGGUGUUGUUCCCACUGUGCAUCCAGCGUCAUAUCAACUACUGGUACCCUGUCCCUCGCUAGAUUCGUUUCGCCGUUCAAAGAGAAGAAUGUAGAUUGCGGUCGGUGAUGGAAUAGAAGUUUGAGAUUGACGUCUGAGACUCGAGUUUAUUGUUGUUGUUGUUUUGGAUCACGAACCGAUCCGAUUGGAAUGGUGUUCGGCUAAUGUUAUAUUGUACCUUUUAUUUGUUAUAUUGAAUUGUAACUCUAUGGAUCUUGACCACUAGUGGUGUAACGGAACCGAUACCUGAUGAAUUGGCCCUUUAUAACUUAGCUAGUUUUGGCCAGCAGUGGUCCAAUUUACAAGUUUCGAUGGUGUUUGUUUGAUUGGUCAAUUGCUAUUGGCCAUUAGGUGAUUUGAGUAGUUGUGGAGCUGGAAAGUUGACUUAUUAGCAUAUUGGUCAGUUCGAAAUCGGUCCGCCUUAUGUAGAUGUUCCCGGUAUUUAUUAUAUUGGCAAGUUAGAACGUUGUCGAUCUCAACUGUUUAGUAAUGUUUUGAGAAAAUUUGUCAAAUACUCAACAACGUAAAGGCCAGCUCAAACCACUAGUGGUUCCAGGCUGAUGGCGGCCAUAAUGUCGAAAGGUUCUACCUCUGGCACAUAUUGAAAGCCAUCGGUCCCUCGUACGUUUAUGCCAUGCUUAGUAUUUUGGCAUAUCAAAAUGGAUUGAAUCUGCAAUGAUCGCUAAUGGCAUGGUCUGAUUGUGUUGUCGUGGUCAGCUAUACACUCGGUCAAACUGACCCACAGGUUCUGUAAAAUUACCAACAUGCAUAAUUCUGUUCAUUUUGUACUGGUCAGUUUUGCUUUUGCGAAUUUGUGUAGUAACAAUCAUGUGAUCAAUACAAUUC